GCAACACCGACACCUUACAAGGUAGGAACCACCUCCAGACCUUCACCUGUGGGAACCCAGCCCAAACCUGGCGCAAGGCGCUGGAUUCAGGGUCUUUUUUUCUCUGGAUGAACUGGAAGAUAAUCGCAGCACUGCCCUUCCUACUGACUGUGUUUAAUGAUGGAUCUGCUCAGGUCACUCCUCCCAGAGGCUGUGGUUCCGACCUCCUAUCUGUAUACUUCAACCUGUGUGACCUGGAUGCUGUUUGGGGGAUUGUCCUGGAAACUAUCGCUGCUCUAGGAAUCGUCAUCAGCCUGGUACUGAUCGUGGUACUGCUGGGCAUCACCCCUUUCAUUGCCGACAGCAGGAAGAAGGCUUCCAUUCCCAUCCUCUGCAUCUUCCUUCUUGGCACCAUGGGCAUCUUUGGUCUAACCUUUGCUUUCAUCAUCAAAUUUGAUCAGAGGACAUGUCCCACCAGGAUCUUCCUCUGGGGUGUGCUCUUUGCCAUUUGCUUCUCCUGUUUACUCGUCCAGGUUUGGAGGGUGUUGAAGUUGGUGCGGUCAGGAAACGGUCCCUCUGGGUGUUGCAUGGUUGCCAUGGUCCUGUGUCUAACACUGGUCCAAGUCAUCAUUGCCAUUGAGUAUCUGGUGCUGGUCACCUUCCGAUUCAGUAAAGCCUGUGUCUACAACAGUACGGACUUCACCAUGCUGCUAAUCUAUGUCAUGUUCCUGAUGGCCCUGACUUUCGUCCUGUCCAUGUUCACCUUCUGUGGCCACUAUCAGAAGUGGAAGAAAUACGGCGCGUACAUAUUUGUGACCAUGCUCCUCUCCAUUGCGAUUUGGGUGGUGUGGAUAGUCAUGCUGGUGCGCGGGAACGUCUCGCUGAACCGGAGCCCCCAGUGGGAUGACCCGACGCUCAGCAUAGCGCUGGUUGCCAAUGGCUGGGUCUUUCUCCUGUUCUACAUUAUCCCUCAACUCCGGCACAUCACUUGCCCAGCAAAGCCCGAAGAUGAACCACUGGAUGAGGCGCCUCAGGAUCCACACAGCGGAAUGAUGAGUGGUAUAGACAACCAGGUGUUCAUGUACGAGGAGCAAGGCAGAGGAUUCACCAUGAAACACUCCAGUGUGGCCUCUUCACCCCCGUACAGUAACUCCAUACCAAUGGAAAACAAUAUGUACAGUGCACCGCCGGAGUUUACAAUCCCUCGGCCACAGACAAAGUCCAACUACUACCCAGCUCCUUUCCUACAAGAUCCUUAUCUCAACUACCAGAACAGGCAGACAACGUUCUAGAGCAUGUGGAUUCAGCCAGAAGCCCCAGAGGACUCCCGAUCCCGAGCUGCACACUUCAUGUUACGAACCGCUCCCCCACACACCGCAGGACCACUGCAAAUCCCUCCAAUCUUCAGCUGAUUAACACGUAAACCUUCCUCAGGAAUGCUGAGACAUGUAACUAUUUAUAUAAUGGAUUUAAUGACUCUUGUCACUCCCUCGUUACACGAUGCCUGAUGGCACAGUAGCAUGGGGAGUUCAGGUGGUUGUCACAUCUGCUGAUCUUGCUACAAGGUUACAAAGAUCAGCAAGGGAAAAGAUAAAAUGAAUGAGUGCUUUGACCUAUAAUAUGAAUUAGAUCAUCAGCCUUGAGAUUAAUGUUCCACAUCUCUGUGCUCCACGGGUGCAUUGUUCAUGGACACUCCUGGCGUUGAUGUCAAUGGCUGGACAUUACAAAUACUUGGGAUGUCCUGCUGUUCCUACCUGCCUUGCCUCUUUCCCACUACUCCAGUAGGUACUGCCUCAUCUCAGCCCCUCAGGCUGUGGUUCCACCUUCUGGUACACAUACCCUGAAGGUGCAUUCACAGCCUUACCGACGCCACCCUUUGCACGUGCAUCACCUUCCGUCAGAAGUGGCUGUGGAAUGAUUAGGAGCCAGACUCUCGAACAUCCAGCCACCCUCCACUCGCCUGAUCGGAGGCAACCAGUGUUCGGGAUAAAGCCCCUAUCAGCUGCUGAAAUCCCCAAGCAUAGAAAGGCCAACGUCUUCCUAAGUUUGGGACACCUCUUUAUCUUGUAACUCUUAUACUGUAACCAGCAAAACAAGCCAGCUCACCAGUGCGCUGGCUCAGAACGUGUCUGAAGCUGGGGCAUCUGUUACAGUUGAACACUUAUUUUCUGAUAGCAUUGUACUUUCCCCAAAUAAACCCAGGUCUGGAUGGGAAAAAUCAGCAGUGAAUCCCAGCUAAACCUUAUGCUUCCUGCCUUCAGAAUCUGUGAGUGGAACUAGUGUAUAUCCAGUUCAGAUGAAGGGUCUCAACUUGAAACAUCGACUCCCUGGCCCGCUGAGUUCCUCUAGCCGUUUGUUUCAUGCUCCAGAUUCAAGCAUCUGCCGUCUCUUGUGUCUCCAUAUAACUGUAAAUUGCCUGUGUAACUUUAAUGUAAAUAUAAUUUAUCUAUUUUAAAGCAAUGUUUUUACUCUUAUGCCAAA
Messenger RNA from Pristis pectinata (smalltooth sawfish), 2460 nucleotides. RefSeq names its product G-protein coupled receptor family C group 5 member B-like. Gene Ontology annotation, molecular function: protein kinase activator activity; G protein-coupled receptor activity. Lineage: Eukaryota; Metazoa; Chordata; Chondrichthyes; Rhinopristiformes; Pristidae. Gene Ontology annotation, cellular component: intracellular membrane-bounded organelle; signaling receptor complex; extracellular exosome. The record is from RefSeq and is a predicted model, not a curated record. The transcript is spliced from 4 exons. Bases 108 to 1271 code for a protein of 387 amino acids. Gene Ontology annotation, biological process: G protein-coupled receptor signaling pathway.